AUGGCAUCCCUCCCAGAAAGUCCGGCCGUCGAGGCCUCGCAUAGCAAUUGGGUCGUGCAAAAGUUCGGUGGUACUAGCGUGGGCAAGUUUGCUCUGAAGAUCAUUGAACAAGUCGUCCAACCAAGCCUGGCUGAAAACAGAGUCGCCGUGGUGUGUUCUGCUAGAAGUAGUUCGACUAAAGCUGAGGGUACUACCAACCGGCUACUUCGAGCCGCACGAGAUGCUGAAAAUCCCCGUUCCCGGCAAUAUGUAUCACUCGUCGAAGCCGUCCGCUUGGAGCAUGCUCAAGUCGCCGAAGAACAAUUGAAAUCACAAGAGCUGAGGGAUCAAGUAGUGGCAGAAAUCACCGAGGAGUGUGAGCGGGUUCUCAAAGUCCUCGAGGCUGCGCAGACAUUGGGAGAAAUCAGUGCCCGGUGUGUGGACAAAGUUAUCAGCACUGGUGAGAAACUGAGCUGUCGACUCAUGGCCGCUCUGCUCCAGGACCGUGGGGUAGACUCGCAAUAUGUGGACCUUGCAGAUGUGAUUGAUUUUUCCAUUGGCAGCCACGGUCUCGACCAAGAGUUCUAUAACAAUCUGGCUGCUGCACUCGGGAAGAAAGUAGACGAGUGCGGACACCGAGUGCCAGUAAUAACUGGUUAUUUCGGCAUCAUCCCUGGAGGCUUACUGGACCAGGUGGGUCGGGGCUACACAGACUUAUGCGCUGCCUUAGUCGCCGUUGGUACCCACGCCAGAGAGCUUCAGGUUUGGAAGGAAGUGGACGGCAUCUUCACCGCAGAUCCUCGAAAAGUGCCCACUGCGCGUCUAUUGCCCGCCAUAACCCCAGCCGAAGCCGCCGAGUUGACCUUCUAUGGCUCGGAGGUGAUUCACCCUUUCACCAUGGAGCAGGUCAUCCGCGCCAAAAUCCCUAUUCGCAUCAAGAAUGUGAUGAAUCCCAAGAAUCGAGGCACCGUCAUCUUCCCCGACUCCGCGGCUGAGCUCGAACGGACCACACCUGGACAUGACCCUCGUAUGUUCCGUAUGCGCAGCCCAAGUCUGAUGCAGAAACCCAAGCGACCGACUGCGGUGACCAUCAAGCAUAAGAUUCUCGUCAUCAAUGUGCAUUCCAACAAGCGAUCGCUUUCACAUGGUUUCUUUGCCGGUAUCUUCUCUGUACUGGACAAGUGGCGUCUCUCUAUCGAUCUGAUUUCGACCAGCGAGGUCCAUGUGUCGAUGGCUCUUCACUCCGAAAUGCCACUGCUCAACGGAAACGGACGAGAUGAUUAUCAGGUUAUUGACGUCGAUCUAAACGGGGCUUUGAAUGACCUGGCUAAGUAUGGUACCGUGGAUAUAAUCCCGGAAAUGGCCAUCCUUAGCUUGGUUGGCAAGCAGAUGAAAAAUAUGAUUGGAGUUGCAGGGCGCAUGUUCACUACUCUUGGUGACAAUAAUGUGAAUAUUGAGAUGAUUUCGCAAGGUGCCAGUGAAAUCAACAUCUCCUGCGUUAUCGAGGAGCGUGACGCCGAUCGUGCCCUGAAUAUCAUACACACCAGCAUGUUCACCUUCCUGGACUAG
Molecule: messenger RNA, 1548 nt
Organism: Penicillium chermesinum
Lineage: Eukaryota; Fungi; Ascomycota; Eurotiomycetes; Eurotiales; Aspergillaceae
Product: aspartate kinase
Exons: 4
Coding region: 1-1548 (515 amino acids)
Molecular function (GO): aspartate kinase activity
Source: RefSeq, a predicted model, not a curated record